Molecule: messenger RNA, 612 nt
Organism: Haliotis rubra (blacklip abalone)
Lineage: Eukaryota; Metazoa; Mollusca; Gastropoda; Lepetellida; Haliotidae
Exons: 1
Coding region: 1-612 (203 amino acids)
Source: RefSeq, a predicted model, not a curated record
AUGGAGGUGGACGAAGUGGGACCCCAGGAACCCAGUGGAGGUAUGGCAUGUGGAUGGACUGGAGCCCCAGGAACCCAUGUGGAGUGGCUGGGGGUAUGGAAGGGACUGGCCCCAGGAACCCAUGGAGGUAUGGGGAUGGAGGGAAGGGACUGGACUGGCUCAGGAACCCAUGGAUGGAAGGAUGGAUGUGGACCGGACUCCCCAGGAACCCAUGGAGGGAACAAGGAUGACCGACCCCAGGAAACCCAUGGAGGCAUGGAAGGAGGUGGACUGGACCCCAGGAACCAUGGAGGUCACUGGAACCCAUGGACGGAUGUGACUGGCCCCAGGAACCCAUGGAGGCAAUGGAAUGAAAGGACUGGACCAGGAAACCCAGUGGAGGAAUGGGCGGAGGGGACCGGAGCCCCAGGAACCCACAUGGAGGUAUGGAUGUGGGGACUGGCCCCAGGAACCCAGGAGGCAUGGGCGGAUGGAAGGGACCGACCCCAGGAAACCCAUGGAGGGAAGGACCGACACCCAGGAACCCAUGGAAAAGGAUGGACCGGAAGGAGGGACUGGACCCCAGGAACCGGAUGGAGGUACUGGGCUGGAUGGUGGAUGGAACCCACAUGA